Messenger RNA from Macadamia integrifolia, 1576 nucleotides. RefSeq names its product 1,4-dihydroxy-2-naphthoyl-CoA synthase, peroxisomal. Gene Ontology annotation, biological process: menaquinone biosynthetic process. Lineage: Eukaryota; Viridiplantae; Streptophyta; Magnoliopsida; Proteales; Proteaceae. The coding region runs from base 431 to 1435 and encodes 334 amino acids. Gene Ontology annotation, cellular component: cytosol. The transcript has 9 exons. Gene Ontology annotation, molecular function: 1,4-dihydroxy-2-naphthoyl-CoA synthase activity. The record is from RefSeq and is a predicted model, not a curated record.
CCAAUGCCGGCCGGAAAGAAGAACGCAGAUGAGGUGCCGAGAAGAGCAAACAAACUGGACCAAAACUCAGGCUACUGUGACUUAAAAACACUAGUAGAAACGCCAAAAUGCCAAAGGAAGGAAGGAGAUCCCAUUGAGAAGAAGCCUUCGACAUUCACAAUACAAUCUCCUCACGACUGAGAAAUACGCGCAGAAGGAGGAGGAAGGAUCGUUAAAGGGAUGCCACAGCCAACAGAGGCUCGUUCUUCUAGCAGAACAACGCAAAACAACUCCCCAUUCAGAAGCAGAAAUCAACAGUUUAAACCAAAUCACAGCCACAGCGUCACCAGCCUUGUCCACUUUAUCCAAUUAACCAAAACUUGAAGAAGACGAAACCCAAAUCCGUAUUGUCCAAAAUCUCAGGAUUUCUGCUCUACCUAGGCUUCCUCUAAUGGCGGAGACUGCGGAGAAAGACCUCAAAACCAUGACAAGAAGAGUGGCUUCAGUGGCUAAUCAUCUUAUGCCGCUUCACGCUGCUCCAGACCAUUCUUCCAUUCAUCUCUGUAAUGCUUCCAUGAACGACAGCUACCACCGAGUACACGGGGAAGUUCCGAAGCAUGAAGCUGUGUGGAGACCCGCCCUUGACGAAUUAGGGAAGGAAUUUGUGGAUAUUAUCUACGAGAAAGCAGUAGGAGAAGGGAUCGCAAAGAUUACAAUCAACCGCCCAGAGAAAAGGAAUGCCUUCCGGCCACAGACUAUUAAAGAGCUCAUUCGUGCUUUCAAUGAUGCCAGAGAUGAUAUUUCAGUGGGAGUAAUUAUCCUUACAGGAAAGGGUACAAAGGCUUUUUGUAGUGGUGGUGAUCAAUCACUGCGAAGCUCAGAUGGAUAUGCUGAUUUUGAAAACUUUGGUCGUCUUAAUGUUCUAGACCUACAGGUACAAAUUCGCCGUCUCCCUAAACCAGUUAUAGCCAUGGUUGCAGGCUAUGCUGUUGGAGGAGGACAUGUAUUGCACAUGGUUUGUGAUCUAACAGUUGCAGCUGAUAAUGCUAUAUUUGGUCAGACAGGCCCAAAGGUGGGGAGCUUUGAUGCCGGUUAUGGAAGUUCCAUUAUGUCUCGCUUGAUCGGUCCUAAAAAAGCACGAGAAAUGUGGUUUUUGGCAAGAUUCUACAGUGCGUCUGAAGCAGAAAAAAUGGGUCUAGUUAACACUGUGGUGCCGCUUGAAGAUUUGGAGAAAGAAACUCUUAAAUGGUGCAGGGAGAUCCUAAGAAACAGUCCUACUGCAAUUCGGGUUCUCAAAGCUUCUCUCAAUGCAGUUGAUGAUGGUCAUGCUGGUCUGCAGGAGCUUGGUGGAAAUGCUACACUAAUAUUUUAUGGCACAGAGGAGGGGAACGAGGGGAAGACAGCCUAUAUGCAACGCAGACGCCCAGAUUUCUCAAAAUUUCCUCGUCUACCUUAGUAUUAAUUUGCUGAAUGGGAUUGCUGCUAUUCUCCUUUAAAAUGUAAAGAAUGGCGUGUAUCUUAGGUCCUUAAGGGGAGCGUGUAUUAGGCGACAGCCUUUAUCCCAAUAAAUAAAUACCUUGGUCAUACUUUCAGGGAA